CCCGCUGCUCCUGCUAAGCUAAGGAGGUUCGUACCAACAGAUGGUCCGCGUCAAACGCUCCGAAAACCCGCUUUCCUAUAAAAUGUGCCGCAUUAAGCGAUAACGGCGCAGUCGUAGGAAGAGCUACCCACCGCGGCAGCAGCGUCUUCAGUGAGAGCCAGUCACUCUCCGGGAACGCAUGCUUGUAUUUUAAGUUUACCGCAGCUAGCUGGCUAGCUCGUCAGCUCACCAAAAGUGAAACAGGAACGAGACUGAAAGCUCCAGGAGUUUGACUUCAGCACAACCAAAACAAGCAGCUUAUCCCUCCGUCAUCAUCAUGGAGUCCUGAAAUCUUCAGGCUACGGCGACUCGCCAGGUCGCUUGUGGUUGCUUUGGACCAGAGGCCUCUUCAGCCUACAGCCUGUCCGACCUCCCAGGCUGAGGGAGCGAGCAGAUGGGGAACUGGUGCUGUUGUCGCCAUGAAAGUCCCUGCGGCAGUUUGGAGGAAAGAAGCGGUUUGCUGACCAGUGACUCGAAGGCCACCCAGUUCACAGGUUGUAAAGCUGUGGCUGGCAAUUGCGGUCCUGAAGGAGAUGAUUGCAUGAGGGAUGAGGAGCAGAAGAUGAGUCCUGAGACCGGAGAGCAGGAGCCUAAUAACACUCAGGAAAAUGGACCCUUGAAGCAGGAAGUCAUUCAAAUAGAGAUGCCUCCGCCCUGCAACAUGUCUGAAGAAAACGCCACCGGAGUACAAGAUACAGAGGAAUCUCCUGCUCACAGUCGUCAACUUGCAACGCAGUGCGCUUCGGGGUCUGUCCAGGAUGAGCACACCAAAGCUGAUUCUGAGGUUUUAAAAGCACCAGAGAUAGAAGAAAACCCCCCCACGCAGGACAAAAUCCCAGAUGGCACCUCUCUGACACCUGAGGUGGUCUGCUUUGAAAAAACUCCGCAUACUGAGGCAAACACAACAGUAGAGCAAACUGCAGCGAGCACAACUCAUCAUGACGAAGAAGAAAAAGUGACUGUUGAAGCUGCAGCUAAACCAUCAGGGGAGUUUUCUGAAAAUCACCAAGUGUCAUCAGUGUUAAACAUGCUGCUGGCUGCAGCAGCCCCGGCAGCCCAGCUGUCAUCUGUGUCUGUGGGAAAGCAGGAGCCUGAACCUGAGCCUCUGACAUGUGCCGGGACAGAUGAUUCAAACAGCAGGGAGCCCAGUCCUGAAGACCCACAAAGCCGUGAUGUCUCCCAGUUGUCUUCUGGAUUGGAGCCCUCGGAACUCGACCACAGCGGUGAGGGACAGGACUCUGCCAGCUCAGUGAAGGAGCCAGAAACCACAGCUCCAGCAGACGCCAGAGAGAGGCCAGUGGGUUCAGAGUUUGCGAUAACAAAACAAACAAGCUUGCCGUUAGAUGAAGAUAAAAGGUCAGAUGUGGAGCGUACACCUUCAGUGUCAGAGGACCUCGCGUCUGUGGAGAAAACCAAGCAGGAACCAAUGUUAGUGCAGGAUAACGAUGAAGAUCUCCCCAAGGUCAAGGGGAACGAUGAAGAGAUAAAAGAGGAGAAGGUAGAGGCAGAGAGCGUGCCCACUGAGGCCGAGACUGAACCUGUGAAAGAUGCUGAAGGAGAGGAGGUUACAGGAAAAAAGGAGCAGCUGGCAGAGAGCGCAACCAAGAAUGUUAUGGCUGAGGCCACGGAGAAGGAAGACAGUGAAGAAGAUUUGUACAGAGGCGAAGAGGAGCUGUCUCCGUCACAGAAUAAUAAACCUGGACCACCGCCCGAGCUGGAGACAAAACUUUUAAAGGUGGAGGACAGAUGCAGUUUGUCACCGGCGGUGAAUAUUCUGUUGUACAGUGAGAGGGAGUGGAAGGGAAAUACUCCUAAAAGCGCUCUCAUUAAAAAGGGUUAUAAGGAGAUGUCCCAGAGCUUUGCCAGCGUACGAAGAGUCAGGGGGGACAACUACUGUGCCCUCAGAGCCACGCUGUUCCAAGUGUUGUCCCACAGCACCCAGCUGCCUGCGUGGCUGCAGAAUGAGGACGUCAUCAUGCUGCCGAAACAACUGGAGGCUCAGGAUGGGCUGAUAAGUCAGUGGACAUUUCCUGGAGUGUGCCUGCAGAGAGACGGGACAGGAGAUGCCGUCCAGCAGCUUAAAGGCUACAUGGAGCUUCUCCGUAACACGUGGCAGGCAGCGGUGGACUGUGCCACCGACGCUGAGCGUCAGCAGCUCUGUGAGCGAGUGUUUCAGGGUGGAAAAGAGGAGCUCGGUCUGCUGGAGGCUCUCAAGCUGCUGAUGCUGAGCAGAGCGGCAGAGCUGCACAGCUGCAUGCAGGGCGGUGAAGACGUCCCCCUCUUCUGCUGGCUGCUGUUCGCGCGGGACUCCUCCGACUGUCCACGCUCUUUCCUCUCCAACCACCUCAGCCACGUUGGCCUGACCGCAGGUCUGGAGCAGGUGGAGAUGUUCCUGCUGGGCUACGCCCUGCAGUGUACCAUUCAAGUUUACAGACUGUACAAGGCAGACACAGAGGAGUUUGUCACCUACUACCCGGACGACCAUAGGGACGACUGGGAAUCUGUGUGCCUCGUCACAGAGGAUGAUCGCCACUACAAUGUGCCCGUUGUAGAAGCUGCAGAAACACAAAAGGAGCUCGCCUCCAGCUGAUUGCCACUGCAGAAAAACCUCCUGCCAUACAAACACCCCUCAGGUUGAUCAAGAUUUAUCAAUUAAAGGUAUAGUUUUGGGAAGUGUGCUUAUUAAUUGACAGCCAGCAGUAAGUUUGCUUAGCUUACUACAAAGAUUGGAAGUAAAGGUUACAAACAUACAACUACCAGCACUUUUACUUGUUUUUUUUGUUUGUUUUUUUUUUAAACUUUAUCCACACAGAAAUCAAUGACACAUUAUGAUUUUCUUCUUCUCUGGACUCCAGUCUAGACAGAGGUGCCUCGCUAACCUUUCUCUAUUUCCUUAUCUAUUAACCUUUUGUGGUAAUCAAUGAUUUUAUCCUCUUGCUAAAUCAGUAACAGGUUAUAUAAUUGGCUUCAGAAAUUUUAAGCCAGGCUUUUGUUAAAUUUCACAUGUAAAUUUCACGUAACAGAGACUAAGCCAGCAAAAACACACCCAUGCUGUUGAGGAGAGCAGAACAGGUUAGACAGACACACAUGCAUCAGCACGAAUCAGCUGCUGCAGCUGUGCCGAGCAUGGAUCACAUCUGUCUGGACUGUUAGAUGAAAAAGGGAUCACAGAUCUGUUGCUUUAAAUUAUGAGCGAUCUUUAUCACUGUGCACACACUCCACUAGAAGUAGAGGUAAAUGCACGUUAACAGCCCAGUCUCAGUUUUAAUCUCCAUCAUAAAAAAGCUGUUUAAAUAUCAGCAGGAAAGAGAAACAACACAAACUCUUCUGUUGUGAUCGCUAGUUGGCUUAAAUUAAGAUGCUUCUGAAGGAAAGGUGCUGGUGGGAGGACGUUCUUACCUUUGGAAUGAGUGGUAACCUGAAACCUGCAGACCUCCACAAGAGACUGAUGAUUUUUGUUUUGGGCCUUUUAUUGGAGACGUUCCUGGCUAGUCAUCAAUUCUAAAAGGCAAAAAAAUCACUCAGAAAACUUUUAGAAUUGAGCAGACCUUAAAUCAGGGAUGUCAAACUCAUUUUAAGUGGGCCGGACAGAUGAAAAUCUCCUUUGUGUCAGCGUGAAGAAGUUUAACUACACAUUAAAUCUCAAAAUAAGAAGAAGUGCGAUUUCAACACUGCGUCUCAAAAGAAAUGCUGCUGCAGCAGACAAAAGAAAUCUGGGAUUUGAUUACAAAAAAUAAAUGUUACAAAUUACAGAAAAGUUCUGGUAGCUCAUUGCCCAGACUGUCCUGCAAUUAUGAAGCAUACGUUUUUAUUUUUAAUUUGUAUAAAAUGCCCUAUUUUAUUUAUCAAUUUUGCUGUGGACACGCUGUAAAAAAGGAGAAACUUCUCUAGUAGAUGGUGCAGCUUUUCUGUCAUUUAAUUGGUUAUCCAUUACUCAAUUACUAUCGUGCAGUAUGUGUGGCUGUGGAUCUUAAUCAGUAGGAAAAGCAGUAAAACACACAAAAAAAAACAGUCCAAUAUAAGUCCACGAUUUCUUACAUUGUCUAAAGAUAUCCAGUUGGCCAGAUUGGAGUCUUUGCCAGGCCGAUUCCAGCUCCCGGGACUAAAUUUGUCAAGUUAAAAAUUUGACAUUCUGCAAACAUUUUGCAUGUAUUUUAGGAUCUACAUGAAAAAGUCGAUCACAUUCCGCGUUAAUGAAAAGGUCCUGUUUUCAUCCAUGCAAGCACACCCCGGUGCAGAAUGUGGUUAAACCUGGCUUUAGCUGCUUGUUUAACCAGCUGUUUCAGCACCUGACGGGGGGGGGGCAACAUUUAAAUAACUAGUCAACUGGUACUGUUUGACAAAUAUUAUGGUCUGCUGUGUAGUAGGGCCCAUUCAAUAAGUUUUUGCUGCAGUUUUAGUGAGUUACUGCCUGAAUGUCGCACUGAUUACGGAGCGUAUCCGUCUAUGCACUGCACCCAUACAGUCUGUAUGUGGAGCUUUCUGGAUAACCUUGCGAGCAUUAGCUGACACGUUGACACAUCUGGCCCCAAAAACCAAAGUGCUUAAGGCCAUUAAGCAAACGUAACAUCACAGUGACUGUGUCCAUCUUCUGUAUACAGUCUAUGCUUUUGGCAGAGAACUGCUAGCUGUCCCCCCCCCUUACAGUCCUUAUGCUAAGCUAAGCUGACUGCCUCCUGCUUCACAUAUCUAACUCAGCAAAUAAGCACGUCCCAAAAAUCUUGGCCUAUUCCUUUAAAAAACAAAAAACAAAAAAAACACACAACAAAAUGCUGAUUCAAGACCACGUACAAGAUUUGGUUUACAUGUUCUUGUACACACUGUACUGUAUACACAGUUUUCUAUUUGGAUAUGUGUACAUAUCGGAUAUCCUGUGAUUAUCUCAGAUAGACGCAGAUUCCUUUGCAGGGUGUCAUUUUGGAAGGAAAAAAAGCAAAUUUUCUCAGAAGUCUUUUUUUUUUUUUUAAUGUAAAAUUUUGAGUGAAGCUGCCAACAGCGCCAAAAACUUUAGGUGAUGGUAUUUACACUGGAUGUUGGGCACUUUGAGUAUUAAUUUAUUGUUUUGUUUUUUAAAACAAGUGUGACCGUCUAAAUUCAUUAAGUGAAGCAGCUGAAUUAGUCAAUGAAGGGUUGGACGAUUUAUCAGGUUCAAUACCAGAUGACGAUCAGAAGAUUACUCGCAUCCUCUGUGUCAGAGGUGUGAUUUGUGGCAGUCUGUGUGUGCAUGUGUGUUUGACUUUGUGUGUAUGUGUGUGUUAAACUCAAUGUGUAACAUGCUGCCUUUUAACCAAGCUGUUCUGAAGGGAAGAAAUGUGCCAAUGUUGCUGCUAACACUGGCAACAGACCCAACCACCAGCCGCUGGACUCAUAAAAGGCUCGCUUGGUCCUCCAUGUUGCCUUAGAAAUAAUGCACAGUAAGAAUGAAUGUUGGAUAUUGGUGAUAAGAGGCCAUUUAUGUCUUAAUUCCAGAGCAGGUAAAGGUGAUUAACGAAAAGAAAAUGUUAUGCCAUUUGCAGGAAUGUUCUUGCACUGUCAAAAGUUUUGGACAGCAUUUAAAUAAAAUGAUUUUUUUUGGGGGGGUGGGGGUAAAGUUCUGGAUUGAGGUCUGUAGACAAAAUAAAACAGUGUAAAAACGUUCUUAAAGUGGAUCUUUCCUCUUUGUCUUAUGUAUACUAUUACAAUAGUGGAUGCUCAUUUAAAAUAGGGCCAGUGUGCUCGGCGUAUGCACAAGUAAUCGUUUUCAUCCCAUUUAAGAGUUUUCUUUUUUCUAAUCUUGGCUGCAUGAUGUCAGUGAGGGAGAGGAUAUCUCUAAUAUGGUCAUCUCACAAGCUCCACCCACAAGUUUGCAAGGGGCAGCCAAUUAGAAUAAAGUUGUGUUAAACAGGAUGAGGAUGAGUUUAAAAGCAUCUUAAACUGGGGCUUUAUGCAGCUCAUCCUCUGUGCGAAACAGGCCAUCUCUUUAAGGCUUCCAUAUUUUAACUCUUCACCCUCGGAUACCUUCUUGGGGUCACCCUUGUUUCUCUUUCCUGAACUGGUGUCUGACCUGCUUCCAGAACAAAAUGACUGGCUACGCAUCAGAGGUCUAGGUAUACCCUUGGAAAAACCUGGAAAUUACUCUUCUUAACUACGAAGCCACAUCUUUGUAGAUAUAUACUGAGUUGUCAAC
Molecule: messenger RNA, 6205 nt
Organism: Pelmatolapia mariae (spotted tilapia)
Lineage: Eukaryota; Metazoa; Chordata; Actinopteri; Cichliformes; Cichlidae
Exons: 11
Coding region: 434-2629 (731 amino acids)
Biological process (GO): protein linear deubiquitination
Cellular component (GO): cytoplasm
Molecular function (GO): cysteine-type deubiquitinase activity
Source: RefSeq, a predicted model, not a curated record